Camellia sinensis is the source of this 1579-nucleotide messenger RNA. Its product is annotated as protein BASIC PENTACYSTEINE5. Gene Ontology annotation, cellular component: nucleus. The record is from RefSeq and is a predicted model, not a curated record. Gene Ontology annotation, molecular function: DNA-binding transcription factor activity; sequence-specific DNA binding. Lineage: Eukaryota; Viridiplantae; Streptophyta; Magnoliopsida; Ericales; Theaceae. Gene Ontology annotation, biological process: response to ethylene.
GGGAGGGUUGUAAGACACCUCGAAGACUAUUAGAAGAAAAACACAGAAAUAUCUCUCUCUCUCUCUCUCUCUCGUGCUUCACUAUGGAGCUGUCAAUUGAAAAGAGUUUCAGCGAUGGAUUUCGAUUAUAAUCCAUACAGAUUCUUCUUCAAGCUCCAUCGUCGUCUUCAUCGGAAAUUCUCCACUCAGAAUGCUAGAUGAUUGACAAGAUAAUCUGAACAUUGAUCUGCAGCUUUGAAUUAACCUCUUCUUGUACUGCUGAUUACAUAGACAAUCCCAUUUGAUUGGGACACAGGAUUUAGUUUGGUUUGGUCUUAUUGCUUAUUUUGUGGACGUAGAUGGAUGAUGGUGGACAACAUGAAAAUGGGAGGCAUAGGAUGGAUUUCUACAAAGGCGUGCACACUCCGUGGAAUAUGAUGCCUCAGUAUCAGAUGAAGGAAGCAAAUGCCUUUUAUAUGAAUAAGAAGAUCAUGCACAUCAUUGCUGAGAAGGAUAAUGCUAUUGAGGAACGGAAUAGGGCAACCUCUGAAAGAAAUGCAGCCAUAGAGGAGCGAAAUGAGGCAAUCAAGCAGCGAGAUGACGCAAUUGCUGCACGCGAUACUGCCAUCAGGGAACGAGACAGUGCAAUUGCAGCCCUUCGAUUCCAGGAAAACUCCAUGAAUUGUGGAAUCCAACGUGGAACAAAACGCAUGCAUCAUUCCUCAAACCAUCCUGCGAGUGUUACUGAAGCUGCUUACAAUGCAAGGGAAGCCCAAAUUACUGAUGCCAUCCCAAUAACAGCAGUUUCAUCUAAAGCUGCCAAGUCAUGCCAAGCAAAACGAGCAAAGGAGAACAAGGCUGCUCCAUCUAACGUAUCGAAACCACCUAGAAAGGGAAAGAAAGUGGGUGAGGAUCUGAAUAGGCAUGUCACUACUGAUGGGUCAAAAGCCGAGUGGGAUGCUCAGGAGCUUGGUUUAAUUAACCAGGUUACUUUUGACGAGUCUACCAUGCCCGCCCCUGUUUGUUCAUGCACUGGAGUGCCUCGUCAGUGCUACAAAUGGGGGAACGGAGGGUGGCAAUCCUCUUGUUGCACGACCACACUGUCGGUGUAUCCGCUGCCUCAGAUGCCAAACAAGCGACAUUCACGACUUGGUGGCCGGAAGAUGAGUGGAAGUGUCUUUAGCAGAUUGCUCAGUCGGCUUGCAGCGGAUGGCUACAAUUUGUCAGUACCAGUGGAUCUCAGGAAUUACUGGGCCAAACAUGGUACGAAUCGCUACAUUACCAUCAAGUAACUUGUCGACUAUCCUUGUGAGUGUAAAUUUGUUUUUCUGUUUGAGCCUCUUUAGUGUCCAAGACUUGCUGAUCUCUUUAACCUAGAUGUUGAUGAACCAGAUAAAUGGAAAGAUGAUGGAGCUCCGGUCCAAGCACCUUUGCUUGACAUGGAACUUCUUAUCAUGUGACUGAAAAAAAUGUUUAUCCCCCUUCUAAGGGGAGAUUUUGUAGACUUUUGGAAUUUGUACAAAUGGUGUCUGAUUAUGGAUGAAGGUAGUUUUUGUGACAUUGACCUUCAAUUCCGUUAUUCACUAAAGAGGAAGGUUGU